Messenger RNA from Bacillus rossius redtenbacheri, 11751 nucleotides. Its product is annotated as ATP-binding cassette sub-family G member 4-like. The record is from RefSeq and is a predicted model, not a curated record. The transcript has 12 exons. Gene Ontology annotation, molecular function: ABC-type transporter activity; ATP binding; ATP hydrolysis activity. Gene Ontology annotation, biological process: transmembrane transport. Gene Ontology annotation, cellular component: membrane. Bases 203 to 2140 code for a protein of 645 amino acids. NCBI's taxonomy places the organism in Eukaryota, Metazoa, Arthropoda, Insecta, Phasmatodea, Bacillidae.
AGUAGACAGCGCAUGCAACGAACAGCUGAUAAGUCGAGUCGACUCGCCAAACACCAACGAGCGUGUAGUCGAGUGGCGGCGAUUGGAAGUGGUGGUCGUGUGCGCGCAUGCGCAGUGCGGGAGUUGCUCCUCGUGGGAUGGAGCUCGCGGCCUAGCGCGCAUGUGAGGACUCGUGGUGCUUGUUGUUGUUACUGCUGCUGCAAUGACGGGCGACGCCCUCGCCGAAGAGUCCAAGGCCGCGGACGCCGCCCCGAAGAAGACGUCGACGCCACCUCGGCGUCGCGGGGACGUGGUGAACCUGACCUUCGAGGAUCUCUCCUACGUCACGAGCAGGAGGCUGGGGCGCGGGAGCAAGUGCAUCCUGCAGAAGAUCAGCGGCGACUUCCGCGCAGGGGAGCUGACCGCCAUCAUGGGUCCGUCCGGCGCCGGCAAGUCCACGCUCAUGAACAUCCUGGCGGGGUUCACGACGCACGGCGUGACGGGCUGCCUGCUGGACAACGGCGCGCCGCGGGUCCGCCGCGUGUUCUGGAGGCACUCGUGCUACAUCACGCAGGACGACCAGCUGCAGCCGCUGCUGUCCGUCGCCGAGGCCAUGCGCAUCGCCAGCGAGCUGAAGCUGUCCCGCCGCGAGCUGUCCCGGCAGCAGGCGGCCGCCAGGGUAGAGGACAUCAUGACAUCCCUGGGACUGUCCGAAAAGCGGCACACGAAGAUCAAGAACUUGUCCGGCGGACAGAGGAAAAGACUGUGCAUCGCGCUGGAGCUAGUCAACAACCCUCAAGUAAUGUUUUUCGACGAGCCAACUACGGGCCUGGACAGCUCGUCCUGCAUCCAGUGCGUGUCGCUGCUGAAGGAGCUGGCGCGCGCCGGCCGCACAGUGGUCUGCUCCGUGCACCAGCCCAGCGCCACGCUGCUCCAGAUGUUCGACCACCUGUACGUGCUGGCCGAGGGCAGCUGCGUGUACCAGGGCGGCACCAAGGGCAUGGUCUCGUUCCUGUCCGGCCUGGGGCUCGAGUGCCCGCCCUACCACAACCCCGCCGACUUCAUUCUAGAAAUAGCAACGGGAGACUACGGGCCGCAUAAGGACAAACUGACGAAUGCCAUAGAGAAUGGGAAGUGCAAUGACUGGAGAAGAAGGGCUGCUUUUGACUACAGCAACUCCAUAGUGUCCAGUGACAUAGUUCCGUACACGCCGCUGCGAGCGCCGCAGCUGCCGCCCGUCUACCAGCUGUCCCUCGGCACCGAUCAACAAGAGCCCGGCAGUAGAACUUCUAGUCAUCGCAAAGAACCCAGCUGGGACUACCCAACAUCGUUCUGCUUGCAAUUCUAUGUUCUCUUGAAAAGAACUUUCCUGCUUCUCUACAGGGACAAGAGUCUUACCCAGAUGCGUCUAGUCAUGCAUGUAAUCGUCGGAAUAAUCAUCGGAAUGCUGUACUUCCGGAUAGGGAAUGAUGCAAACGAAUAUUUCAAUAACUUCGGAUUCCUUUUCUUCUCCCUCAUGUUUCUAAUGUUCACUGCAUUUUCGGCGAUGUUGCUUGCAUUUCCACUUGAGAUUCCAAUUUUGAGGCGAGAAUAUUUUAAUCGUUGGUACUCACUCCAUUCCUAUUAUAUUGCCAUCACAUUCGCAGACGUUCCUGUACAGACGGUGUGCAGCGUGGGGUACUGCGUCGCCGUGUACUUCCUGACGGCCCAGCCCGUUGAAUUCUUCCGCCUCUUCCUGUUCACGCUGAGCUGCUCCGUGGUGGCAGUCGUCGCGCAGAGCAUCGGGCUGAUCAUAGGAGUGUCCUUGAGCAUCCAGAAUGGCACUAUUUUUGGACCACUUACUAUUAUGCCGUUCUUCGUGUUCUCUGGCUUCCUGGUGCGAAUGAGAGAUUCUCCAGUGUACUUCCACUGGCUGUUCCACACCAGCUUCCUGAAGUACGGCGUGGAGUGCUGCGCGUGGGCCGUCUACGGCUACAACCGCAGCCAGCUGGAGUGCCGAGAGGUGUACUGCCACUACAAGACUCCUGAGCAGUUCCUGAAGUUUCUAGACAUGCCGCUCGAAUACUACUGGUUCAAUAUCGGCAUACUGGUUGUGAUGUUUUUUAUAUUGCGAUUGAUUUCGUUUUUGAUAUUGCUUUUUCGGCUCAACAGAAACCGAUAACCAACACCAGUCAGAAGAAAGACUGGCAUAUACUGCCAUUGGGACAAGAGACUAAACUUUUGUACAGUUUUUAUCAGAGACAUUCUUGAGUGAGAAGUACGUUUGUUUUCACAAAUGAGUAUUUUUACACGUAACUGUAUUCAAGCUUACCAAACAUGUACAUACGACUGUGUCUUAGUAAACCAAAUAUGUAUGUCUGUUUCUUUAGAGUAUCUAUAAUCUUAGAUUUUGUCAAAAAUAUGAAUGUUUAAACCUCAAUUUUACCAACAUUGAGUUCUUCAAAAUGUUAUUCAUUUAAGUCAAUAUGAACUGAUAGCUACAAUCAAAUUUUUUUAGAAUUUAACUGGUUUUAACUCAUGUGUACACUUUGUUAAAGAUAGAGUUUUCACUUUUUUUUCACGGGUGCUGCAGCAAACAUCAGGCUUUGAAAAAUGAAUACUGUCAUAAAAAUAACAAAAUCAUAUUGAUUUAUGAUUAGCUAGUCUGAUGUCGAACUCAUCAUAAUGUAAAUCUAGGUCGAGGUAUAAAGUUAAUGAAACCUUUAAUGACUAUGACUAUGUUUAUCAAAAUGUUCAUAAACAAAAUUAACCAGAUGAACCGAAACCAUGAGCAACAUUUAAAAUUAAUAAUCAAAAGACUAAAUUAAAUUAAACUAAACUAAGUAAAAUUAUAUUAUUUUUCUUAACACUCAACCAAUGUGAAUUACUGAAUAAUAAGUAUGAGUUAUUAAUGUUUAAUGAUUCUCAGUUGGAGGGAAUAACUUAUCUUCUUGUUUGAAUGUCUUUAAUUUUUAUGAGAUUUGUUUUUUAUUUAUCCUUUAAUUAUUUACUAUAGAGAGGAUAUAAAUUCAAAUAAUCGUUUUUUUUGGUAUUGAUAUUUAUUUCAUCUGUUAUUUAAUAUCUAAUGUACAAAAUGUGUACAACUAAAGUAUAACUUUUAAAAUCCCACAGUUUAAAAAAAAAUCUAAAUACUUUAAACGUACUGUGGCCACAACUAUAAAUGUGAACUAUGUGUAUCGCAUUAUUUGGAAAUUUUCCUGUAAUUUAUAUUAACAAAUUCUUAUAAUUUUCAUCCUACAAAUCUGGAAACUCGACUGGAGCACUCCUGGUGUCCGGGUCCCAGGGUUUGUUCACCUUCCCUCCUCAUGCCUUCCCUCCAGACGGCACUGAAUGCUCCUUGAAGGUUUAGAAAGAGUCAAUGUGCAUCAGGGUUGGCUGGUUUAAACCCCAAUGGCUUAAACCUUAGUUUAAAACAUGUGGUUUUUAUAAAAAAAAUGUUUUUAAUGUAUUUUUAAAUAGUACCUAUAUAUUAAUUUUUUUUUAAAGAAAGUUCUGAUUCCACUCUAAUAGCAACAAAAGUAAGCUGAAUAUUUCUUUUGAUUUACAGGAACAAAAAAUUAUAUACUAAUCAAGAUCUUAUCCUUUAAAUUAUCUGAAUAAUUUGUCAAUUAUACCCAGAUAAAUACUCCUGCAAAAUUAAAUUAAUUAGUUAAUUGUUUCAUGUUCUGUGGGAAAUCCCAAACUGUAAGGUAAAUCCUUAUUCUGUGGGAAACACCCAUUUUAUGGAGAAUACUCUUCUUGUGGGAAAAUACCCUUUCUGUGGUUACCUUCCCAGUCAGAUGUGCAGAUUUGUUGGUUUCUUGCAGUUCUUCAAUGUUAGAACUUUUCUGGUUCAACAUGAAUGGCAGAAAGCGGAAUGUUGUAUGGCUUAUAUUUUAACAUGCUGAGACCCAAAAUAACUAACGUAAUAAAAAAAGCUGGAUUAAACAAAAAAAAACUGGUUUAAACCACAAAAUCAAAGUUUUUUUUUAAACAACCCUGUUUUUUUUUCCAACCCUGAUUUGCAUGUAUCUAUUAAAAAACUUCUGAUGUGUCAACAUCUUAGCUCUUGGAAUACAGCAUUUGGUAGGAGUAAUUUUGUGAAAAUGGAAUGGAAGUCUAUGAACAGAAAUGCGACACAAAGAUGGCAGACCCACGUGUAGCAACAAAAACUCUUAAGUAGUAUGUAUUAGUGAGCCAAAUGAAACUUUUAUGAUAGCGAAACUACCCCUGAACAUAUUUGGUAAACUAAAACAGUCAUAGUAAAAACUAAUCUAAAUUUUUAAAAUACCUAAGAAAGCUGGCAUUUCAAUAUUAUAAUUCAUUUUUUCUUUAAAUUUUUCAAAGGGCUCAUUAGCACAGCAGUGCAACACAGAAUUGUUAAUAUCAAGAGAUGUGGUUCAAAUCUCGUCACCGGAAAAUAAUUUUUUUUUACGUUUUUUUAAUAACAUAUAUAUAAUAAUGUGAAGCAGCUCAAUAGUAGUUUGAAGUAAUUAUUUACAGAAUUAUUUCAGUUGUUGAAGCAAAAAAAUACAAAUAUAUACUAAUUGUUACAAUGUUUUUUUUUAAAUGUUUCAGGUCAAUAUUUUAGCUAUCCCACAUAAGUAUAACUUCUAAUGUGCGCGGAAACUUCCUAGUUGUAGUAUCUGUUUAAUCAGGUCCAAAGCUGGGAUUUAGGAUUUUUUCAAGUCUUUUUCGCUUUUAUCGGAGCCAUUUCCAAUAGUUUAAAAUUUCUGUUUGUUUCAUCUGGGGAUGAUGGUGGCCAGAAAAUUAUAGCGAGGGUGCAAAAAUUAAGUGUGUGAUUCGCCUUUAGAUUUGUGUAUGUAUAAUUGAAAAGCAAAUAUUUUAUUGAUCAGUAUAUUUAUCAUUCUCUCCAUUAUUUUAAAGCUGUCAAUUUUGUGACAGAGUUUUGUAUUAUAAGUUUAUUUUUCAGCAUAAAAACAAAAUGAGAACACAUUCGUUUGCUCGUUAUCGAAGUUGGAUGUUUAUACAUCACUGACAAAUACUGAAAGACUGGCUCACAUAUUUUUAAUGAAAUAUCUAUUGGUUUAAGGGCAGUAACCAAUUGUGAUAAACAUCAAAAGUAGCAAAAAAAAAAAAAAAACUAACACUGCUUAGCUUGUAUGACACAUGUUCAGUACAAAAAAUUUUUUAUUCCCAAAGGGUUAGAAACAUUUUUGUUGGUGAAAAAAGAAAACAUUGUAACACGUAAACAUUUGCACUUUAAAAAUCAUAGUUCAAAAGUCCAGAUGUAUUAAUUGAUUGAUAAUGAAAAACAAUCUUUUACAUUUUUAAACAUCUGUUAUGCAAAACAAGAAACAUAACAAAGUAACUUUAGUCUUACCUAUAAACAGGCGAAUGCAUUACAAAUCUUAUCUUUUUGCUGCAAGUUUCCAACUAUGUAAUUUUUUUUUAAUUUGUUGACUGACUUUCUGACUAUGCCCACAGUGAAUAUUUGACUGUAUAACCAAGUUAUCUGUGCAAAACAUGUGUGUAAAAUUGAGGUUCAAAUGUGUCUGUUCUUUUGUUAUUGUUUAUUAAUAAGAAAUUUUAUUUUAAAAGAUUUACAAUCUAUGCCAUGCCUAUGUGAUAGCUGAUGUAAGUUCAAAUGUAAAUGACUUGUUACAUUUUUUGUACUUCGUUAGCAGUAUGUGAAUGAUUUUUCAAAAGACAUGUAAACUUUAUAAUUUAAAGAGAUUUUUUUGAGGAGGUUAUCUGUUUACUUUGUGUUGUGUAUGCAUGUCGUCAUGGUUUUAUUCACUUGGGCCCCAUUUUUUUUUGCUUUGACAGCGUGAAAAUUACUAGGCGGAAAAAAAAAUUGUAAUGCCAUUAGCCUAUAGACAAUCUCGGUUGGAGGAUUCUCGUCAGCAGUAGGAAAAAUGGCAACAGCUGUGGCUGAUGAACAUUUGUUGUUCUCAUUGUUGAUCACUGACAAAAGGUUAACACUAUCUCAAAUCUACAAAUAUUGCUCAGUACUCUCACCAAAUUUUAGCAUCCAGAGCAAUUAAAAUGCUUUAUUUCUAGUUAAAACAAACAGUAUGUUGGGAUCGCCCCCUGCCAUUUUAUGCUGCCUUCCCAUUACUUCACUGCUGAAAGAAACUAAAGGCCCUGUCAUUACUUACAAUAAAAAAAGUUAUUUAUAAAGACUGUAAACAUUACAGAGACCAUAACUGAAAAUGUGACCUAUUUAAUAACUUUUCGGUGUUUAAUUAAUUACCUAUAUUAGCAAUUUACAGUAGACUCCCGAUUAUCUAGGGUAAUGACUGACAAGGGGUCUACCAAUAACCAAAAAACACCAGUAAAGCAAUGUGAAAAAAAAAACCUGAUUAGAUUUUUUUUAAUCGCAAAUAUGUAGACAAACACUGUAAAAAAUGCCCCUCACGCAACCUAAUUUGUUUCAGUGAAACAGAGCACUAAUAAAAACAGCACUAGUCAAAACCCUUUUUUUUCCAUAAGAGAGAAUUUUAAUCAAAAUGAUUUGUUUUCCAAUCAGGCUGGCUACCAUUUUAAUCAAAUUAAUUUACAGUACUGAUAUACGUGUGUCUAAAUACAUUUAAAGUACAUUUAAAUAAAUGUUGAAUAUCACUGUGAUAAAACAACCGAAAAUUAAAAUUAAAAAUUCACGUACCGCAUUGUUUACAUAAUAGGGCUUGUGCAUAACAUUUGUAUCUAGGCGCUAGGACAAUUAUGAGUCACAAAAUAAUAGUUUUUUAUAUAGGAGAUAUAUUUAAAGUAUAAGAUUUAUUUAACAUUUUCUAUAAUUAUAAAAAUUAUUUAACCUGUUACGUAAUUCCCGACUUUGUUGAUUACUAACUGCAUUUCAACCAUGAUUUGCCACUAGCGCAUUCUUGUAAAAACGAGGUAAACUAGCUCUUUGAAAGCUUCUGGCUUUUUUCUCCAGCGACGCUGCUGACAUGCCAGAUGGGGGAAUAUAAACAUUGGCUGAACACUCGGGCAUCGUCGGAAAUAAUAAUAUACAAUGAAGGAAGAAAAUAGCUAUUGAGAAACAAAAUUUUAUUUUGUUGAUUCGUCACAUUAUUAAUUCAUUGCAGUGUAUUUAAAGCUACACAAGUGCCAUUGCCAUUGUGCCAGCAUGAUAAUAAAAUCUCAAAAAUAUUUUUUGUGCUCAUGGUUUAUGGAAAUAUGGCACAGUUAACCCGAAAAUCGGGUGACCAGUACCCAGAUGAUUUGGAGUCUAUUGUACUUGCAAUUUCAUCCUACUUGUGUAUUUAAAAAAAAAAAAAAGUUGAAACUUAGUAGGUCCCACCCGGGGAUUUUGCCCCCACUCUGCCCCUCCCUAUUUUCGACCCUGCGCAAAGACUGCCUUCGGCGCUCCAUUAGCUUCCGCUCGAGGCGCAGUCUUUGCAUCAAAUGAAUUGCUUAGUCUAAGUUUCGCAAAGGGCCUAAAAAAUAAGUAACAGUUAUCUGUAUUUUUUAGUAUUUAAUACAAAAAUAGUUCAAAAUUUACAUUGGAAGUCAUUUUAUACCUUUCAUCUUUUACUAUAUUAGGGGGGAGGGGGCAUGUCUCCCUCUGAAUUCAACUCUGGCCUCUGGAAUGAUCGUCAAUAACUUGGCUGUUGACUACAGAAGAAUGAAUGCAUCCUCCUUGGUAAGCCACAUCAAGAUGGUGGAAAUGACAACUGCGUGCUGAAACCUCUAAUUUAUUUUCAAGAAAGAACAUUUAGUUGUGUUUCUGAGAAGUGCGUAAGUAAUAUGUGUGUGCUUAUGUUAACAUUGUUACGUUUUGAUAAGAAUAUGUCAGGGGAGGUUGACAGUUGCUAUAUAGUCAACACUUUUCAAUCCAGCUAUCUUCUGUUCGGAACAUUCUCUUAUCCAUCCAGAACUUAUGGAUUAGGAGUUUUUUUAUGACUUGCUGCCCAUGUUUUUAGUUCACUCUUUGUUUAUCGCGACUGCCGGUUUAUAUUUCAGGACAGUGAAUUAUAUCCUCCCAACAACUUCCAGCCUGCUGUUACUACUUCCCCCACUCUCUAACAUCUUGUCUUACCACUCCCGAAACCGAUCACACUAGCUGCCAUCUUCAUACAGCUUCAACUGCAGGCCUACCAUCCUCUCUACACCACACGCCCUAUAUAGCACGUAAUCUUGCAAGUAAUUGGGUACCUUCCUCACCAUGCUUGAACUCUGGGUCGGCUGUGUGUGUGUGUGCCAGCUCCAUACGCAGUCCCUCCCGUGGCUCUCGCCCAAGGUCAUGAUGGUGUUCAAACCCUCUGAACGGACUGCUGCUGUGAUCUGGCGUUGGUGCUCCUACUGGUGAUAGCCCGGUCAGCUGCCGGUUGCCCCUGUAAUGUCACUGGUACCUCCGCCGGCUUCGUAGGAACAGGGUGCCUCUGUAUGGUCGCUGGUACCUUCGCCGGCUCCGUAAUAACGGUCCUGUCGGUCGGCAUGAGCUGGUGCGGGCUGGUACCACCACGGCUGGUGCAAGCACGGACGUUAGUACUUGUAGAAGGCACUGCCUGGUGUUGGAUAUGCCACUUUGCUGCUCAGCAAUUGGUCCACGUGACAACUAUAUGUGUAACCGUUCUUGUCUUGUGCUAUGUAUGGUAGCUGCUCUUGUUUAUCUACAAUUGCUACCGGUUUCCACUUACGAGUCCCUCUGUAGUCUCGAAGCAGCACCUGCUGCCCCUCUGAAAAAUGCCUGUGCGUGUGGCAGUUUGUAACCUCAUUAAGGCCUCCUCACAUUUUAAAUUGGGGUUUGGACUUACCUAGUCUAGCAUAGUUCGUAAUUGUUUCCCCAGUAUGAGUUCUGCCGGUGUCUUGGGUGAACCUCCCAGUGGCGUUGUGCGCAACGCCAACAACAUUUUCGCGUCUCGUGUGUCAGUCCCCUUUUCCGAAGUUUAUUCUUCACUGUCUGCGCCAUGUACUCUGCUUGAGCAUUUGAGGCUGGGUGUAACGGAGGUGUAUGCCUUAGUGCCACUUCAUUCCUGCCCAUGAGACUAGGUCACUAAAACUGGCAGUCUGUAUUAACCAGUCGUUAUGACUACUUCUUGGAUCCCCCUGAUUCUCUACCUUUCUUGUGACAAAGUCUGUAGGACUAAGUCUGCAUCUGCUAGUGCUGGUAGGUCCGGCUACAAAUUCUUGUAGGUCUCAAAACUGUUAAUUGAGAAACUCGCUCUUGUGUUGAUCUUCUUGGGAAGACUGACCAUCUAGCCACACAUCUAGGACAAUUGUACAUCUGCCAGCCAUUUCUGAAACACGCUGUAAAAUGCUAAUUCAUCAUCUUCUCCAGAGUCAGGUUGGUUUGUUAAGUUGUAGGUUCCUGCCGUAUCACCGGCAUGCUUCGCAGACUCCAGACUCACGAUCCACCAUUCACUCCUGCAUUAGGCACUUUUUCUCCUCUUUGUAAUACAUGCCCAUUACAGGUGACCUAUUUUAGCACAUAAAUUGCACACUGUCUGAGAGUGUCGACAGUGGUUUGGGCUGUGGUCCCCAUUGCACCUCCAACAAGCACACUUGUCAGCUUCAAGUUAUUGGUCCACAUGAAUCUGACUUCGCCUCUGGUCGUCCCUAACCUCCUUUUUGUUGUAUCUUAUGCACCUCACUUUCAGCAUUGCCCCCGCAAAUAGGCCUUGCUGCGCUCGUAGGCCAUUUACAUUGUGGCCUGUGGUUUCCGCCACUGUUGCCAACUCGACUGCUUCCUUAAAAGUUAAGUUGUCUUUUGUCAGGAGAGAGUGUUGCACUUUUGUGUCACGAGCACCAUACACCACCCGGUUUCGCAACACUCAUUCUAAGCCCGCAAAUUUGCAAUGGAUGCUAAGCCGUCGCAAGUCUCAUUGGCGUAGCUGUGUUCAUAAAGUUGGGGGGGACAAAUAAUGAUUUUGAUGUCAUGUAAACCCAUUACCCUGUUACUAAGACGGGGGGUCCGGGGGUCCUCCACCGGAAAAUUUUGAUUUUAAAAGUGCAAAAUAGCACUUUCUAAGCAGUUUUUGUAUCUAACCAUUGGAUACAUCGAUGUUAAAAUUAUUUUUGUUUCCUUAAGAUAAAAUUUGAUGAGUGAAGAAAUUACAAAUAAAGUUGGGCAGAAUAAUAUUAUAAAAAAAUAUCACGGUCUAGAAAGUUGGGGGGGACAGUCCCCUCCAUCCAAAAAGUUCAGGGGGACACGUCCCCCCUGUCCCCCCCGGUUCCUACGCCCCUGGCAAGUCUGCCACGUAUUCCUCCACAGAUUCGCUUUCGUGCUAGUUCCUGUUGUGGAAUUUUAAUAAUCCACGAUCUCAUUCGGUUUGGGUUUGCCGUUUUAUGUGAGUACCGCCAAAAUGUCCGGAAAUGCUACCUCGGAUGUUGAUUUCGGGGGCCGCUAAUGAGCCUUCUCUGGAUAGGGUGCUUGUAUGUUGUAAACUGCCCAAAGUUAAGACCAAAUGGUUAGUUUCAAAUUUUUUAAAGGAAACUCGAGUCUCUUUUAGGAUAUUUCAAUCCUCCGAUAUUUUUGGAAAUAGUUUCUUUCCAAACAAGACAUUUUUUCGAAAAUAGGAAUUAUUUUUUGUUUGAGAUUUUGAAGCUCAGAGUUUACUUAAUCAAAGAUGGUGGCCGUUUCUUACCGCCCACCACGUAUCACCUACUAAUUAGGAAGAAAAAUUUGUUUCUGUAUUUACCAUGUCGUAAGUGAACUGGUACGGUACAACAUAUGUGUUAUGUUUUACUUUAUGCCAGCAGCCUAAGUGUCUUAGCACGGGCGAAAAUCUGUAGGAUUUAAAAGAGGGGGAGGGGCAAAAAAUUUGUGCGUGAGGUUAACCAACCUAAGUCAUCUCUGGAUAUGGUGAUUGUAUGUUGUAAACUGCUGAUAAUAGCCUCUAAAAAUAUGUACUCGGAACCAGGCAAACUCUCGGGUAGGGAUUUUGAGACAGUUUUAAUUUUAAUGUCGUUACGAACAAAUAUUGCGUAACCAUUGCGAGAGACAAGGCUGUCUGAAAGAAAGGGGCCUAGCCACGUUUCGGAGACGAGAAUUGUGUAGGGUCAACAGUUGUCUCCGGGAAAGAAAACUAUGCGACCUGGAUACGAGACCAUGUGGACAAGGUUACGUUGCGUCGCAGGUUAAGCUGAAAAGGGUCUAUGAAUAAUAUAAGUUUUUGGAAAACACAAGUUUUUAUUCACACGUGACUUGGUUUACAGAUUUACAGCACGAAGGUAACACAACAUAUCAAUAGUGGCACGCGAAGCUUAGUCCUCGUAGCAGUCUUUGCCCAGAAACGAGGGCGGUAAAAACACAUGUAGGGUUUUGGAGUGGGCGCCGAGAAUCUAUAUUAAAUCGGUUGAAACAAUAUUAAGUUACUUGAAAAGCCGGCAGACGUAUGCGCGGCCUAUUUAAGCAAUGUUUUAGAGUCGGCCAGUACCGUAAGUUCGAAACUACGUGGCGAAAGGGUCGCACAGCAGAUGAAGCUAAUAACGGCCAAGUUAUGCCUUGUAUCGUAAAUGGUCGCGCGGGAGUGAUUAGCAAAAAGGUUUAGGUUGAAAAGUUAUAAUUAUCAGAAGUACUGUGUGCAAUGAAACAACGGUGAUGGCCCCCCGCGGGAUGAUGCAUCUACCCCGUAUUGGGUCUGACGAAGACUGAAGACUGCUGGGUGGUGGUGGAGGGUAAGAAAGAGAAGAGGAGGGGGACUAAAGAUUUCACAAAUCCCUUUAAUAUAAAACCGAGUGGCAAAUUAGGUGUCUGAAGGCCAAAAAAUGCAGUAGUUAUAUUUUAAUGUAUAUAAAUAGUUUUAAAAACGAGUCAAAAUUUAGAUUGUCUGUCGCUUGCUGUAACCACACCCUUUACUAUGUUAACCUUGGGAAACACUAUUA